CAGCCGAGUCCAGGCUGCCGUCAGCAUAGCGAGUGACGCACGUACAACACACCAGGCUUCACGUGAGACCAACAGUACUGAGGAGAAUCGCGCACUGGUCUACAGAGAAUAAAGAAAAGGUUCGAGUGUGUUUUCUUCUAUCAAGAUGGUGAAAGGAGACGUAAAUAAACCCAAGGGAAAGACGUCUGCGUACGCCUACUUCGUGCAGACGAGUCGCAAUGAGCACAAACGCAAGACUCCCGACGUUCCCGUCAACUUCUCAGAGUUCUCCAAGAAGUGCUCCGAGCGAUGGAAGGCCCUGAGCGCUUCAGAGAAGGGCAAGUUUGAAGACAUGGCCAAAGUGGAUAAAGUUCGCUACGACAAGGAGAUGAAGACUUACGUGCCGCCCAAAGGAGUCGGGAAGGCCAGCCGGAAGAAGAAAGACCCGAACGCCCCGAAACGCCCGCCAUCUGCGUUCUUCGUCUUCUGCUCGGAGUACCGGUCAACGGUGAGGAGCGAGAACCCGAGUCUGUCCAUCGGUGAGACCGCCAAGAAGCUGGGCGAGAUGUGGUCGAAGCAGAGCAUCUCCGACCGCGGGCCAUUCGAGCAGAAAGCCGUCAAACUGCGCGAGAAAUACGAGAAGGACGUGGCGGCGUACCGUGCAGGGGGCGAGGCCUCUAAGAAGGGUCCGGGUCGGCCGAUGGGUGCAACUAAAAAGGUCCUGGCUGCUGAUGAUGAUGACGACGACGAUGAUGAAGAGGAGGAUGAGGAAGACGAUGAUGAGGAGGAUGAUGAUGAUGAUGAGUAGAGUGUUUGUGUUGCAGCUUCACUGAUGCGAGACGGGCGAAGGGUUAUCUUGAGUUUUUCUUUAUGUACAUGUUUAACGCCUCCAGCAAUAACGCAAGUGUUCUGUUCUGUUUUUUGUUUGGGAUUUUUUUUUCUUUUUCUUAUUUUUGUACACGUUUAGCUGUUGAUUCAAUAGUGUAGAGGUGCUUUUUUUAUAAUAAAUUUUUUAAAGUUCAGAUAUUGUGCGUUUGCUGUGGUCUUUCUGAUUUAACUGAAUGUUUGAUGGUUUUACUGUAUAUUACAAAGAGGAAAUAAAUUGCGUUUCAAAAAUAA
This is a messenger RNA of Carassius auratus (goldfish), 1098 nucleotides long. RefSeq names its product high mobility group protein B2-like. Gene Ontology annotation, biological process: regulation of transcription by RNA polymerase II. The transcript has 5 exons. Lineage: Eukaryota; Metazoa; Chordata; Actinopteri; Cypriniformes; Cyprinidae. The record is from RefSeq and is a predicted model, not a curated record. Bases 146 to 787 code for a protein of 213 amino acids.